CUUGUGAUUUUGAAAACUCAAAUUGAUUUUGAUAAGUCAUACAACUACUAGGCACGCUGGAUUAAAGUGUUUUUUUUCUGUUGGCCGUUCGAAAAGUGCAAAGGAAAGAAAAGUGAAGUUCGUGCAAAAUACCAAAAAAAAACACGCAACAAAACUCGCAAAACAACCAAAAACGCAUCUCAAUCCCAACUUAUCCAACCUCGCCCGUAACCCGUAACCGGUACGACCGUGUAAAAUCCGCCAAAAUUCUACUCAAGGAGCGUAAAGCCAUCAUCUCCAAAAUGAAGUCCCUGACGGCCGUCUGCCAAACAGGUGCCUCCGGCAUGCCGGGCAUCAGCCCCAAUGGACGCAUUGCGCGGCACCCACCUCACCGCGGCGACGGCGAGAACGCCGAGAUGAAGAUGUAUCUCUCCAAGCUGAAGGAUCUGGUGCCAUUCAUGCCCAAGAACCGCAAGCUCUCCAAGCUGGAGAUCAUCCAGCACGUGAUCGACUAUAUCUGCGACCUCCAAACGGAGCUGGAGACGCAUCCCGAGAUGAACAACUUCGAUGCGGCGGCUGCGCUGACCGCCGCAGCAAACAUGGAAGAUGACAGCGAGGAUGAGAUGCACCACAUGGAGGACGACGAGGCCGAUUUGGAGGCCGAUGCCGAUGAUCUGCUCUCCCAGCGUCUGGCCGCCGAGCAGCAGCUGGCCAAAAUCUCUAGUCCCGCCGCCCGUCUCCCGCUCAGCGAUCGCCAGAGCCCCAACACGCUUCUGGCGCCGGGUCAGCAGCAGCAGCAGCAGAUACAACAGCAGCAGCAGCAACUCUCCAACAGUUUAGCAACGCAAGCGAACGAAGCGGAGAAAGACAGCAGGCAGUCGUAAGCAGCAGGCUGACUGAGCAGCAGCCAAAGGGAGAAGAACCUAUGGAACCUAUAAACAAUUAUUAACUAAAUGCAUAAUCAGUACCGAUAUACCGAGUGUAAUUAGCGCCACAGUGCAAGUACAGUCAACGCCACUCGCAGCAACCUUCGUGUGAAGAGAUCUCCACAUAUAACCAAGCACGCAUCUAAGAAUAACGUAAAUGUAAACUCUCCAACAGCUGUCCUGCUCCCGCUCUCCCACGCAGUGGAACAGAGAGAGUGUGAGAGAGACGGGGGAGAGAGGGGGGGCAGAGCGGCUCAGGCAUUUCACACACACAUAUAGCAGAUAGAAAGGAAGAACGUAAGGGAAGAAUAUAACCACACACCUAGCAUUAGGGCAUUAUAAUUAUAAUUAUUAAUUAAACACUAACUAUUAGCGGGACGAUGACGAGAAGAAUGGAAGAAAGAAAGAAAGAAAAAACUUGGCAAAGCUUUAAACAAUUUAAUUUUUUCCCCUCUUUAACCCUUGCUUGAAAAAUUGAUUGAACAAUUUUUUAUGUUUUCCUAAUUUUAGUUUAUUUUUUUUUUCCUUUGGCUUAAACAAUACAAAAAAGAAAAUGUUACUAAUGCAAAGCAAACACAGAGAUCAGCAAUACAACUAAAUAAUAUUAAAUCGAGAAAGCAAACCUAAAUAAAUGAAAUGCAAAUGAAUGCAUUAAAAUGGAACCAACAAAACGGGGCAUAAAAUUUAAUUAUAAUUUCAAUUAAUGAUUUUCCUAUUAAUUUUAAAACUAAAAUCAAACGAAUGAUAUAAUUCUUCCUAUUAUUGAUUAGCUUCAACAAGAAAAACAACAACAACAACCCACUCAGAACACACACACACACGAAACACACACACACACACAUUCAGAUUUCAUUAAUUUAUAUCAGAUUUAGUGUUAAUGUUGGGCGGACCAACACUAAUUUUCACUCAAACACACGCAAACCUCAUAUUUUCAAACGUUUUCCUCCUUUUUUUUUGUUUAUUGACUUAACGAAUAAUUGCAUUAUAAUAAUUACCGCAUAUAUAUAUAUAUAUAUACUAAAAUGAAAACCUAUAAAUAUAUAUAUAUAUAAAUAUAAAUAUAUGUUCUGUGAUCUGUAGCAUACUUUGUACAAAGUGUUUUUUUAGCAUAAUUAUGCGAUUUUGAAUUAUGAUUUAUGAUCCGAAAACGAAAACGAACUCAGACUCUGAUUACAUCUUUUUGUUGUUCUCAUUUUUCGGUAAGCUCUAUCAUGAUUGAAAGGCGAGAGAAAACCUUGGAUCAAACGAAUGCGAAAAAAUAUACAUAUAUCUUAAAAAAGAAUGAUUAAAAACAAAAACAAAACACAAAAAACAUCAAGAAAAACUACAAUUUUUAGCUCUUAAUAAAUUGCAAAAUGGAAAAAA
Drosophila persimilis is the source of this 2270-nucleotide messenger RNA. RefSeq names its product protein extra-macrochaetae (gene emc). Gene Ontology annotation, molecular function: transcription regulator activity; protein dimerization activity. The coding region runs from base 282 to 863 and encodes 193 amino acids. The record is from RefSeq and is a predicted model, not a curated record. Gene Ontology annotation, biological process: circadian regulation of gene expression; negative regulation of transcription by RNA polymerase II; cell differentiation. NCBI's taxonomy places the organism in Eukaryota, Metazoa, Arthropoda, Insecta, Diptera, Drosophilidae. Gene Ontology annotation, cellular component: cytoplasm; nucleus. The transcript is spliced from 2 exons.